Messenger RNA from Anopheles maculipalpis, 1039 nucleotides. RefSeq lists its product as uncharacterized. The record is from RefSeq and is a predicted model, not a curated record. The transcript has 3 exons. The coding region runs from base 143 to 1039 and encodes 298 amino acids. Lineage: Eukaryota; Metazoa; Arthropoda; Insecta; Diptera; Culicidae.
UAAGAUACAAAUUGGAUACAUAAGAACAAUACAUCCAAUAGAUUUAACUGAUAUAAAAGAAACAAUAGAGGAAACAUUACAAGAUAGUCCAAACGGAAAUUCUACUGAAUCUAUCGAAAAUUUGAUCAGAAUAAAAGCUAGCAUGCUACAGGACACUUUUGCGAAAAUCAAACCAUUUGUGAACAGACAAAAACGAUGGGACACAUUAGGCAAAAUUUGGAAAUGGAUCGCUGGAACUCCAGAUGCUGACGACCUACAUGUCAUUAACUCCACAAUGAACUCCCUGAUAGCAGAAAGCAACAAACAAAUAAUAAUCAACCAAGGUUUCAAUGACAGGUUGAAACAAAUAACUGAUGUCGCUAACCAAGUCGUAAAUAUUGAAAACGAAUGCUAUGAGUCACACCAAGUGGAAAUUCGAAAACUUAUUCUACUUUCCAACAUAAAUAUGCUACAAGAAAAAUUGGAUGUCAUAGAAGACGCUAUACUGUUAGUUAAACACGGGAUUCCGAGCAGUAAGCUACUAUCCCUUGAGGAUCUGACCUCAAUAGAACAGUUUCUUGAGAAGAAUAGCAUUAAAUACAACACACCGGAAGAAUUGCUAAGGCAAUCAACUGCCCAAGUUGCAGUAAAUGAAUCACAUACUCAAAUCGCAUCAAACUGCAGCAAAAUGAACCAAGUACUGAACGGUUCCUACGUCAUACAAUUCGAAAAUUGUAACAUUAUCAUAAAUGGAGAAAUUUAUUCAAACAACGAAGUCACCAUUCCUGGUAAACCAUUCAAAUCAACAGCAGAAAUCAACAUCGAUAAGAGCGAAAUCGAACAUAAACCGCCUCUCCAACUCAUACAAAAACUCACCAUAGAACAUAGAGAAAAACUACAAAGUAUUAACUUGCAGAAUGAUUCUUUGAGAUGGAAAUUCAAUGUAUUCGGAGGAACAUUUGCAUUCAUAUGCCUAUGCGCAUUGAUAAUCUGUUUAUUCUUCCACUUCAAGAGAACGACGAUAAAAACCAACUUCAUUCCACGCAGCAACGAGCCUUAG